Molecule: messenger RNA, 976 nt
Organism: Entamoeba invadens IP1
Lineage: Eukaryota; Evosea; Mastigamoebida; Endamoebidae
Exons: 3
Biological process (GO): protein autoprocessing; positive regulation of DNA-templated transcription
Cellular component (GO): nucleus; endoplasmic reticulum membrane
Molecular function (GO): sequence-specific DNA binding; DNA-binding transcription factor activity
Source: RefSeq, a predicted model, not a curated record
AUGGAAGGCAUGUUGAGUUCAAAUGAUAAACGCGUUCGAUUUAAAGAGUAUCGCUGUAUCUUUCCUGGCUGUACGGAAGGUCUUAAGACCAAGUACAACGCGAUUUCUCACAUAUGGGACAUCCACCUAAGACAUAUCCACAACACAACGGAACCAUACAAAACACUGAAGGACAAAGAUAAGGCAAGAGAGUUGUGUAUGCCUUAUCUCCACUUUGUGAAAGACGCAGAAACAACACGGAAGAGAAAACCAUAUGACUUGGCCGAUGUGUUGAAUGGGAAGGACAAAACAGUCAUUUCAGACUUGGUGGAUAACUCCUCCGUACAAGGGAAGAGUGAGGGAAAGACUCUUAAAGUCGACAUCAGUGAGAACUCCCCACAAUUUGCCAACACACUACAGACCGAAAAUUUGAACCAAAGCUUUGACCUUACUCAAAGGACUUAUCAACAAACACAAUGCCAAAACUUGUUCCAAAACAUCCAACAACAACCUUUUAAUAUCGGACUGCAGGGAGACGUUAAUAUACAAGGCCAGAACUACAUCACACAAAAUGAAUACGGCCAAAUCUUGACACCACAACAACCCCAACAGCAGAUGUGUCUUCCACAAUUGCAACAACAACAGAUGCAACAACAAAUGGUAUCCACACCAUCGUCCUUAGAGCGAUACACAACGUCUGUGAUGGGGCCAAAUUUGUCAGACCAACUACUUACCAUUGGAAACGACUUUAUUAAAGUAUAUUCAAUUACAGAGAACGUCAAACGCCUCCACGUCUAUGGCGAAAUCUUUGCGGAGAACGGAUUUCUUCAGAGAUCGGAUAAGCGAAGUAAGAAGGACAUUCGAGAGAUCACGGGCGCCUUAGAGACGCUUUGUAAACUGACUGGAAAGUCUUUCAAAUACAAAACGAACACCAAGAAAGUGCAGUACGGCUUCAUCGCACAGGAACUGAAAGGAAGUCAUUCCCGACGCCAGCUUU